AUGGACUACUCGCGUCCUACGAUUCUCGCAGAGGCCCAGGACUGUCUCUGGCUACGGCACCAUGCUAGACAAAUCCGAAUACGCAUUAUGCUCAUGUUGAUUGCGCGCGAGGAAAGAGGUUUCACACCUCGCACCUGGCUCGCGCGCCUCCUCACUCGAGUUUUGAUGCCGGGUCAUGGCAAAUACUGCAGUGCCGGCCACGAAUCGAGCGUGACGUUCAAGCCGGCGCGGCUGUGCUACGCUUCUAUUCACGACCGCGGUGUUACUCGGGUCCCGCCGAAUGUGCUCGUUCUCGCCCCUCGCCUCAUGGUAGUCCACGUUCACAUGGACGUCAGGGCAAGGGGGGUGUGGAUGCACCGCCCGCCGGCCUCAAGUCGGACGUGUACUGGUAUUAGGGCGCUUGUGCAGCUGCUACUACAGGCAGCGAGGGACCACAUCAAGCCUCCAGGCCCACACUUCUACGACUUUCUCGGCAAAAGCCGAGAGCCGACAACUAUUACCACGACUACGCAAGGCUUUCUUCGUCCUUCAUAUCAACUCACCCACGCCCAUCGGAAGCUAGGCAUCCACCAGCACCGUACGGCUCGUCCUACGUCGACAAGCGCCUUCGCGCUACACGACGAGCUGCUCUCGCGCGCCGACCUCAUGACGACGACGCCGGAGAACGCAGGACCCGCAUUUCUAUCCGCUUGCCAAACAGCUGUCAGCGACGCGAAGAUCCCGGAGGAGUCAAUGUACCUCGUAGCGGGGACUGCCGGGCAGGCAAAGAGACUCAAGGCAUAUUUGUAUCCUACCACAUCGACCUACAAAGCACCCUGCACCGCUGCGCUUGACCCGCGCCUCUCAUCAUGGUACACGCUCGGCCUGCAAGGGUCUACAGCACCUUAUCUGCGACGGAUUGGCGCCAAACCUCAUAUCGUUCGAGCGCUCAAGGCCUACGCGGUGCCAGAACCCCUCUGCCGCGAGAUUCGCGGGCUGUGCUACGCGUCUAUUUACGACCGUCGUCGCACUUGGGUCUCGUAG
Molecule: messenger RNA, 1023 nt
Organism: Peniophora sp. CBMAI 1063
Lineage: Eukaryota; Fungi; Basidiomycota; Agaricomycetes; Russulales; Peniophoraceae
Source: the annotation of a GenBank genome assembly